This is a messenger RNA of Colletotrichum destructivum, 2199 nucleotides long. RefSeq lists its product as uncharacterized. Bases 278 to 2023 code for a protein of 581 amino acids. The record is from RefSeq and is a predicted model, not a curated record. The transcript is spliced from 3 exons. Lineage: Eukaryota; Fungi; Ascomycota; Sordariomycetes; Glomerellales; Glomerellaceae.
GAACUUACUUGGCAAACAUGUUACUCAAGUCUCCGCACCCGGCUUCUUCCCCGUUCCCCCGUCGGUUGGAAGUCGGCCCCCCGGCUUCCCGAUUGAUGUUGGCUGCUCUCAUCCCAGUUGAGCCAACCAACCAUUUCCACCUGUCUGCGCACUGUUGGUCCAACACAUUUCUGUCGUCACGAGCCGACACGAUGUCCCCUAGCAUCCUUCAUCCUCUUCGAACGCCAUUUUACGUCUGCGACAACGACAGCGACAGCGACUGAACGACUGAAGCGAGAUGGCCAGCAGACCUUGGGACACUCUCCCGGCCGAGACCCUAGUCAGUAUUGCGGCCCAUCUCGAGGGCGUUCAUCUGCCGGACCUCUCGUCCUUCGCCCUCACGAGCAAAUCCUGCUACGCCGCCGCCGCGUGUCACUUGUUUCGUGACGUCCACAUCCGGAUCAAACAUCCUCAGAAGCUACACCGAGAUGUCGCCAAAUGGCUCGCCGUGUUGAGGCACGCAAAUGCUGCGAGACACGUCCGACGCUUGGUGAUGACUUUCGAGGACAAGACGCUCCACCACAGCGACCUAUACUCGCCCGACCGCCUGAAGCUGACGCCUGAGUCGGCUGACAGUCUCAGCUACGCCAAGCGCAUGCUACCAGAGAACCGCCGCCUCCGCGAUGCCUUUGUGAACCCGGAAGCGUGGGCUCCCAUGGUCCAGCUGCUAAAGGUUCUGGCCGGGUUGACCGAUAUGGUGAUCGAGCACGAGAGUAGCUUUUCGCCCUACCUUCUCGAAGCGCUUGGCACCCAGCACGCUAAAUGUCUGCUCGAGCUAAGGUGUUUCGACCUUCACUGUAUCGAAGGCACUUCUUUCAACCCAUACGACGUUGCCCUCCUUCUAUGUCCCCAGUUACACGGCAUCUCUAUCAAAGAAUACUUUCAGUCCUUUACCGGCCACACGAACGAAUCCGUCGUUUCCAGGCUCGUCAAGGGCUUGUCGCCGAGCCUCAAAAAAGUUGAGCUGGAGCCGGUCUUUGGGGCCAGAUACCACCGGAGAUGCAACCCUGAAUUCGAAAGCCAACUGCAAACUUUGAUAUCCCAAGCGACGAACGACAAUUUCAAAUAUUGGAGGAACGCAGCGAAGGUCACCGUCGCACCUAAACUUGGGUCCAUACCUUUCCUCUCCCUACAGAGAACCAGUCCUGAGAGAAUACGGGCGUGGGCCGAGACGACGGACUUUGCCCUGUUGCGCCAUCUGAGGCUGAACACGGGAUCGAGGGAGCUGCGCUGGCUUGCAAAGCACGCUGAGUUUCGCCAGCUCGACAGUCUUGAGCUGCACAAUCGCGGCUAUAUCGGUGCUCCUUCAGACGAGGAAAACUUCGACGAAAUAGAAAAUGCCGCCGUAGAUUUCCUAGCCGGCAUGCCCGCGUUGACGUCGCUAUCACUCGAAGGCCAGCUAACUUCGCCGAUGCUCCGAACAGCAGUCUCCCGAUUCGGCGGCACAUUGCGAAAACUGAUGCUUCGGCCGACCGCCAACGGCCUCUUGCCGGAAGAGGAUAUCAAGCUCGGCCCAGAGCACAUCGACCUGCUCCCCUUGGCGUGCCCGUUGUUGGAGGACUUGACGGUCACGGUGGCCGUCCCCACCUUCCUUUCGCAAUCGACAGAGUUGGCCGGGAUAUGCGAGGGUCUCGCACGGGUCCCGCUCCUUCGGAGUCUGCGCUUGACACUACGCUCAACGACAGAGGAGGAUCCACUGAUGGUGAGCAAGCGAAGAAGGCCUCGGAUCGAUCGCGAUGGGAGAUUUCAACCGCCGGACAUCCUGAGAGAGGACCUCACAGACGAGGUUGUGAAGUCGGCUUGGGACGCCAUCUGUGAGAGUGGCUCUCGCUUGGAACUGCUGCAGAUGGAUACUCUGUAUCGGUGGAGCGGCGCGCGCAAGUCUGAAAAUGUUCACCAGGUGCGCAGAAUCGGGGCUAUGGGCGAGGUAGUUGUGGCCGAGACACUCUACCGACGGAACAGGGUAUUGAGAUGGCGGGAAUAAUCUUGCCUCGAGGUGCUUCCCGCACGGCAACUGCGGUGGUGGGGGAAAACGGGAUCUUCUGUUGUACAUAGUCUUGCGAAACUCGGCCGGGUUGGGCAGGAGCCCGAACCUCCACUGUCAAUACCAUCCAUUUCGAUUAUCAUCUCACUGGUUAGUCUAUACAUCGAAAGUAUCCC